AUGCCCACCAAUUCUUCUAUUUAUUGCAGAACACAGCAGAAGGUAUAUCUGCCGUACGACCAGUACAGAUUGGAUGUCUGUGCCAUAUGCUACAAGUACAUGCCGUCUUCCGCUUUCAAUUUCAAACUUCAGUACGUAUUAUAUCAGCUUUCUCUGCUAUUUGAUGAGCGUUCAAACACAUCUUACGAGGCAGAUCCGUUCAAUGUCAGCCGAGAGCUGUCAGAAACAUUCGUGGACGACUCUCGGCUGCUCCUAUGGAAAUCAUGUUGCUUGUCUGCUCUCGAGUGCUGCCACCAGAUGGUACAAGAUCCCAUGCCAUCGGCAGACUAUUCGUACUGUCCGAGGACUUGGGACGGCUGGCAAUGUUGGCCGGACACUCCAGCCGGGAUGACCGCCAAACAACCGUGUCAGGAGUACAUCUACUUCGAAAGCACUCCUCCUUCAUGUACGAAAUAUGCUUACAAAGAAUGUUGGCCUAAUGGUACAUGGUACUCAAAAGAGAAUUUUAGAGAAUGGACAAACUACACAAAAUGCGGACGACGAGACGAUCAUCGAAGAUAUUUGAACUUUCACAUUGCCACAUAUAUCAUUUCAAUUAUUUCGUUGAUACCAGCACUUAUUAUAUUUAUGGCCUACAAACAGCUGCAGGUUCAUCGGGUAACAAUGCACAAAAAUCUGUUCUUGUCUCUGCUGCUGAACGCUUUAGCAAUGGUCCUUUUUAAAGGAAUCAUCAUUGAAAAUGAGCUCCAGCGCCCAAACGGCCACAGAAGCAUUUUAAAUGAAAAUGGGUCUGGAUGCAAAAUACUACUGAUUCUUACCAAGUAUUUUCGUAUGACCAACUACAUGUGGAUGUUUUGCGAAGGUUUUUAUUUACAUAAACUGAUUGCAGCAGCAUUCGCCGAACAGAGAAAUCUGAUAGUGUUCUAUAUUAUUGGUUGGGGACUGCCGCUUGUACCUGUGGGAAUAUAUGCUAUUUUGAGGGCAGUAUUAGAGAAUGAAAAGUGUUGGGCUUUGCCUGUGGAAAAAUUUGAAUGGAUUAUGAAUGUACCAAAUUUGUUGAGUUUAUUGAUAAAUCUUUAUUUCCUUUGCCAUAUAAUUGGAGUCCUUGUAACUAAAGUGCGAGCCACACAUUGCAAGGAACCAAACCAAUAUCGCAAAGCAGUGAGAGCCACCUUAGUGCUUGUUCCUUUGUUUGGUCUACACUUCUGUUUAGUAAUCUACAGGCCCCAGACAGGAAAGUGCGGCCUGCUGCAAGCCUACGUAUACUUCAACUACGCCAUGGAUGGAUUACAGGGCUUGAUGGUUGCUGUGAUAUUUUGUUAUCUUAACAAUGAAGUAAUAUACCUAGUGCGCAGAACGUACCAACGGUAUAAAGUUCACCAUCAGUUUCUUGGAGCGUCUUUGAACAGCACCAUUUUGAGACGACUGUCGGCCACACAGGAUUCAACCAUCAACGAGAGUCAGCAUUACCAUUCAUCUCACAAGACUCGAAAAGCAAACCACAGAUCACGAGUGAUUGCCAGACACAUGAAAAGACAUUCCCACGAUGGUAUACUUUCUCCAAACAGCAGAGAAUCAAACCCAGGCGCUCUCAAAACUAAAAAGACUGGCUCCCAUGAAGGAAUUCUUUCCACUGACCGGGACUUCAAUGCCAAAGAAUUGUCCAAUGGAUAUUUUCCAGAGAGUGGUUAUUCCAGCAAGGAUGUGGGUUUGAUGCGUGAAAGAAGUUCUACGAUUGGAUGUAUCGUCCGAAAGCCAAAAAGUAAGACUUCUCAAGCUAAUACAGGCACCGAAGAGGGAUCAAUGGUUAAAAAAGAGAAACAAACCAGCAACGAGGCCAUUGUUGAACACAAAUCCGAAGAUAAUGUUAUAGAAGACAAACACAAUUCCAAUGGUGAGGUUAUUCCAGUCAAGAGCUGUAGUGUGGAGGUUCUCCUAUGAAAGUUUGUUAAUGAGGAAAUUUAACUAGGAAGUACCCAAAAAGCGUCCUUACGGACCCUAAAAUGAGGUCAAAAGAUCUUCAAGGUUUCAAUAUAAAAUACCAAAUAAUCCCUUUGCAUGUUAAAAUUUUUGUGAUACUUUGGUGAAACCACCUGCCAUGGCAGCAAUAAUCAUAUUCCCUUGUUAUAGCCAUAAAUUUAACUGCUGUACCCCUACAAAUAAGGCAUGACUUGACUAUACAUAUAUACUUGAGAAUCGUACUUCAUUUGGCUUUGUCUGCAUUUUUGAAGAGCUUAAAAAGUCUAGGAAGCUCAAGCAAAAGAAGCUCUUAUAUGCUCAAAAGAGAAAGAGUAUAGUUUAGAGCAGAUUAUGCACUUUCUCUAGUAGAUAAAAAGAGCUUUCAUUCAGAAAAUCUGGAGAAUCUAAGUCAACCCUUUACAAUUCUAUGCCUAAUUUUGAGGCAUUUAAGAGUAAAAUUUUAAAGAUGGAUUUAUUCUUCAAAUGAAUGGAAUGCCUUUUGAAAGGAGGAGGCAGAUUCAAAAUUUGUUUGGUUGCUGGUAGUUUACAUCUCCAUGCAAGUGAAAUCUCAAUGUGACCAUGUAUGAGGAGACUAAUGAUGUGAAAGGAAUAACAAUGGAGUAAGUGGAUGCUUUUCAAUGUACAGGUUUUAAAUGAAACCUAUUCGUCCAAAGAUAUAAUAGCAGGAUGAGUAGAUGCUAAGGCAAUGAAAAUAUUUUGUUUUAAGAUGUACAGUAUUGCAUAAACCUGAGCAUGACCAAAUGAGCUCUCUACCUUCACUUCAAAACAUCAUUGGGGCGCUUGAUUCUUAAAACUGAUUUUUAUGGCGUCAAAAAAAAAAAAAAAAAAAACUACACAGUUAGGGAUGUACAUAGUUUAAGGAAGAAAAUUCAUAUUUUCAGAUUUAAACAAAAUGCAGAAGUCUAUCAUUUUUGAGCUAGUUGCUGCUUUCAAGUUUUGAAUAAAAAGUUGGUUAUUAAUACUGGCAGCAUGUCUGUUAAUAAACACAUUUUAAAACAGAAACUUGAGACAACUUCUGCUUAGCAAACUUUUUUCUAACUGCUUUUACAUACCUGGGUGUUGUUCACUGAAAAGGUCACCAAAUUCGAAAAACGUUUCUAAAAAAAUGAACCAAACUGUCUUUGAACUAAUCAGAAAGACCAACGGAGACAAUACUACUUUCAGUUUCAAAGCUUUAACACUGAAUGAGGAGUCAAAUGAAAUGUUCUUCCAUGUGCCAUUGUUAAAAGGACAAAGAAGAAGAAGAGUUUUUUUUACCGACACUAAAAGCAAUGAAAGAAGAAAAUGCUAAUAGUUCAAAAAACAUAUUUAAUUACUUUUUUUUUAGUUUAAUACAAUUUUGAAAUAAAUCUUACAUAAUCAUCCAAUCUUUAAAAAAAAAAUGAAAAACUCAGUCUGAUAUACUACAUUAAAAUAAUUAUAGAAUUUCAAGGCAUUUUAAAUAUACUAAAAGUAUAUACAGGGUGUCGUGAAAAAGACUGACUGUUUUCAAAAAUUUAUAACAGGAAAACAGUAAAUGAUAAAAAAAUAAUUCUUGCAAAAAAUUCAUGUGGUGGGCCAUAAAUUUUUGGCCCUAGUUUCAACUUUUAGUUGAAAAUUCUUCCAAUAGAUGGCGCUGCAGAUAGUGGGCCCGUAAAUAAAAAAAGAUAGAAAGUUACAUCAUAAUUUUUCGAAAGUAAUGGAAAAAAAAGAACAAAACAAGUUUCAAACAAUCAUCAGCUGUAAUCCCACGUCGCAAUCUGAGGAAAAAUCGGUGAAUUUCAAUUCUUUUUUGACUUACUGGCUUACUAUGUGCAGCACCAUAUAUUGAAAAAUUUUUGAACUAAAAUUUGGAACUGUAGGGGGAAACAUUUAGCGCCCACCACAUGAAUUUUCUGCAAGAAUUUAUUUUUUAUCAUUAACCGUUCUCCUGUCAUAAAUUUUUGAAAACAGUCAGCCUUUUUUAGGACACCCUGUAUUAUUUGUUGCAAUAAUAUAUAUACACAUUCACAAAUUUGUACAAAGUGCAAAAAAAAAGGAGUUGUAAAAUCUGUACCUCAGAGCCAGACUGACGUAAGUCUAAAAAUUGCGAUUUUCCGUAUAUUAGUGCAUUUAUUAAAAGCCUAUUCCACAUUAAGCCAUCUGAACGUAAUUUUCUUAAAAAAUCCUUUUCAAUUUUUUUAUCAGGAAUAAAAGAGCAGAUGUAAGCCUUUUUGCAAGCACCAGAAAAAAAGUUUUCCCCUCUCCUGAAAAAUUAUCAUAAUGUGACUAACGUCCUUCUGGCUCUGAGGUACAGAAAUAGUUUCAUCACCUUUUCGUAAACUAAAUGCAAUACUAAUAAAACAAGUGCACUCUAAUAAAUAUAUACAUUGCUAUUUGUACUUUGUUUUAAUUUUAACAGAUUCAAAAUGUUCAAAUAAAUGAGAGCUGAACACUUAAAAAUACGGGAUAACCUCGAUUUAACGACUGUCAGGGGACUGGAAAAAAUUAUCGUUAAAUCAAGGAUAUCAAUAGAUCUUGGAGCAUAUAUAUUCAAUGUAGUUUAAUCUGGACCAGUGAAAUGUAUCAUUAAAUUGAGGAAAUCGUUAAAUCAGGUAUCGUUAAUCGAAGUUAUACUGCAAUAUUUAUGUGUGGAUCAUUCUCAUGAAAAUGGUCAUUUUGAGCUCUAGAAAUUCAGAAAAAUUAAAGUGAAUAAAAACCUUUGAAACCAAGGGCGCCCAUACGGGGGCUUAAGCCCUCCCCCCUUAGAGAUUAGAACUUUUUUGCUUUUAAUACUUUUUUCUUUGCAAAAAUGUAAAAACAUUUCUCCAACAGCCAUUAAUUAAUAAGUUAUUACAGAUAUCAAAUUUUAAUAACUCUAAUAUGUACUGAAAUUGGUUUCCAUGGGGAGAAGAUCCUGCUAAACUAUCGGGAAAAGAUCUGAGCCCCCCCCCCCCCUUAAAAUUUUGCAUAUGGGCAACCAUGUUCAAAACAUUUUAUAUCGAUAAAUGCUGUA
Uloborus diversus is the source of this 4954-nucleotide messenger RNA. RefSeq names its product calcitonin gene-related peptide type 1 receptor-like. The record is from RefSeq and is a predicted model, not a curated record. Gene Ontology annotation, biological process: adenylate cyclase-modulating G protein-coupled receptor signaling pathway; cell surface receptor signaling pathway. Gene Ontology annotation, molecular function: calcitonin receptor activity. The transcript is spliced from 13 exons. Gene Ontology annotation, cellular component: plasma membrane. Bases 1 to 1941 code for a protein of 646 amino acids. NCBI's taxonomy places the organism in Eukaryota, Metazoa, Arthropoda, Arachnida, Araneae, Uloboridae.